This is a messenger RNA of Urocitellus parryii (Arctic ground squirrel), 1229 nucleotides long. RefSeq names its product matrix metallopeptidase 23B (gene Mmp23b). Gene Ontology annotation, biological process: proteolysis; extracellular matrix organization; collagen catabolic process. Gene Ontology annotation, cellular component: extracellular matrix. The record is from RefSeq and is a predicted model, not a curated record. Gene Ontology annotation, molecular function: metalloendopeptidase activity; zinc ion binding. NCBI's taxonomy places the organism in Eukaryota, Metazoa, Chordata, Mammalia, Rodentia, Sciuridae.
CCGCGCUGCCCCAGCGGCCCCGAGCCCGACAGCGAGUCUGCCAUGGGCCGCGGGGCCUGCGUCCCCCCGAAGGUGUCAGGGGCCGUCCAGGACCGCCGGCUCGGGGCCGUGCUGGGCGGGCUGUGCCUGCUCCCCGCGCUCCUGCUGCUGGCCCGGCUCGGGGCCCCUGCGGCGCAGGCCUGGAGCGCAGGGCAGAGAGAGGCCUAUUCGCUGGAUGCACCAGGGGUCCCUACAGCCCAGGUCCCCAGCCCAUUUUCCCCGCUGGUGCCCCGAAAACGCCGCUACACGUUGACCCCGGCCAGGCUGCGCUGGGACCACUUCAACCUCACCUACAGGAUCCUCUCCUUCCCUCGGAAUCUGCUGAGCCCCCGUGAGACUCGCCGGGGCCUGGCUGCUGCUUUCCGGAUGUGGAGCGACGUUUCCCCCUUCAGUUUCCGUGAGGUGGCCCCUGAGCAGCCCAGCGACCUGCGGAUAGGCUUCUACCCAGCCAACCACACGGACUGCCUGGUCUCUGCUCUGCACCACUGCUUUGACGGUCCCACGGGCGAGCUGGCCCACGCCUUCUUCCCACCGCACGGUGGCAUCCACUUUGACGACAGCGAGCACUGGGUCCUGGGCCCCACACGCUACAGCUGGAAGAAAGGUGUGUGGCUCACAGACCUGGUGCACGUGGCAGCCCACGAGAUCGGCCAUGCACUGGGCCUGAUGCACUCCCAGCACAGCCGGGCACUCAUGCACCUCAACGCCACGCUGCGUGGCUGGAAGGCACUGUCUCAGGAUGAGCUGUGGGGGCUGCACCGGCUCUACGGCUGCCUGGACCGGCUGUUUGUGUGUGCGUCCUGGGCACGGAAGGGCUUUUGUGACACCCGCAGGAGGCUCAUGAAGAGGCUGUGCCCCAGCAGCUGUGACUUCUGCUAUGAGUUUCCCUUCCCCACAGUGGCCACCACCCCAUCACCCCCCAGGACCAAAACCAGGCUGGUGCCAGAGGGCAGAAAUGUGACCUUCCGAUGUGGUCAGAAGAUCCUCCACAAGAAAGGCAAAGUGUACUGGUACAAGGACCAGGAGCCCCUCGAAUUCUCCUACCCUGGUUACCUGGCCCUGGGUGAGGCUCGCCUGAGCAUCAUCGCCAACGCUGUCAACGAGGGCACGUACACGUGUGUGGUCCGCCGGCACCAGCAUGUGCUCACCACCUACUCCUGGCGUGUCCGAGUGAGGAGCUAAGCUCGUCU